AAAGUGAAAAGUAAGAAACCAUAAAUGCAGUUUUCUCAUUUAUUUAUUGAACUUGGGUCAUGGGAUGAAACUGCUAAUCAAGCAAUAGUAGGGGGACUAUUUUGUGAUGAAACACAAUCUAACGCAUUAAAACUUUAAAAGUAAAUUUGAAAUUAAACCCCCCAUUUGAGUUAAAUAUGAGGCGUUCAAAUUUCACAAUUAAAGAGGCGCCAAAAGAAUUCUGCACCCUUCCGUUUUUGUGCGUUUCUCAAUUCUCAUGGAACCCCUCGUUGGAGGUUCGCCGGAAACUUCUAUGUCACCGGAGACGGUUACCACGGCUUUGGAAACUGAGACCAACGACAGAAUCCUAACAUUCAUAAGGCCAACAGACACAGGAAAUGUAAAAGCCAAUUCAACUUCCGGUCCUUCAUCUUCAAAUUCAUCUGCUGCUGAUCUCAUUGCUUGUAGCGAAGAUCUUUUAACCGAAAUUUUUCUCCGGUUACCGGUGAUUUCACUCAUACAAUUAACGUCCGUAUCGAAACAGUGGAACUUGUUCAUAAAAAGCUCCAGUUUCUGUCUCCUCCGAAACCCUAACCCCGAUCCCCCUUCUGGUCUCUUUUUUGAAGGUUCUAUUAAGAUUUUACAAUCCUGCAAUGGUUUACUCCUCUGCGCCAACGAUUUUCAAAAGUAUUACGUUUACAAUCCCACAACCAAUCGAUUUACCACGCUUCCACAACUAAACAAUUUCAAUCCGGAUGGUAUUUGCUGUAUGACAUUAGCUUUCGAUUCAUCAAAAUCAUCUCAUUACAAAGUCGUAUGCAAUUACAUGUACAGAGUCAUGAUGAUCGAGAUUUACUCAUCAGAAUCCGGCAAAUGGAAGAUCUCAAACGAAAGUACAGACGAUUUGGUAGAUCUAGAUCGAGGUGUUUACGGACACAACGCCAUUCACUGGAUGAGCUUUCCGAAUCGGCUCGUAUAUCUGAAGCUAGAUUCAGAGCAACUUCAUUACAUCGACAUAGAUACACCUGACACCACCGUCUAUGGCACAAUUCUCGAUGAGUUUUUAGCAGAAUCUCGUGAAGGUAUGCUUCUUGUUGUGCGUUGUUGUAGGUUCAGAAGGUUGAAUGUUUACGAGAUUAAAAAAGACUAUUCCGAGUGGUCAAUCAAGUAUCAUGUCGACCUUGAAGAAGUUAUUAGGGUUUACCCAAGCAUGCUGACUCGCCUUGGGCUUCAUUUUAUGGUGCAAUCGCUUGUUCUUGGAGGAAGAGAAGAGGAUUCGUUUAUAGUUCUCGAACUUCCUGGGAAACUUAUACAAUACAAGUUCGUGGUAAACACAAUCUCCCAGCUUCGUGAUUUCACCACUGAGAGUCGUAGGUGUGUUCAUGGAGGCUUCUUCCCAAAGACCAUCUUUCAGCUCUCUGACUUUACACGUGAGAAUCGUCGUUUCAUCAAUGGAAGCUGUUUUCAUUUCAUCCCUUCCCUCGCUGGUGUCUGAGGUAUUGUACUUUUAAUAUACUGUAUAUGUAAAAACGUUAAAAUUUGAGCAUUUAUUGAAGUAAUUUGUUGGUAUUUUAUUAAUGGA
Lactuca sativa (garden lettuce) is the source of this 1561-nucleotide messenger RNA. The record is from RefSeq and is a predicted model, not a curated record. Lineage: Eukaryota; Viridiplantae; Streptophyta; Magnoliopsida; Asterales; Asteraceae.